AUGCAUAAUCCGUGGCACCCCAAACCCGCCGAGCCCGCGUUCGGCGAGGGCAAGGUCGUGCCCGAGACCCAAGCCUCGCUCCUCUCCAAGCUCGUAUUCUCCUGGCUCGGACCUUUCCUCGCCGUCGGCUUUUCGCGCCCACUAGAGAAAGAAGAUCUAUGGCAGCUCCCAGCCCCGCGCCUGACACAGAAUCUGACCGAUCGCAUCGAACGCAAUUUCUACGCCCGAUGCCCACCCGAACGGCGCCCCGCUUUCCUCAAAAACAUGGACGAGCGUGUCGUGCGCGAAGAGGAAGGCGCGAUGGUACCCGAGGACGCCUCGCCCACAUCUCCAGCUGCCGCCGAUGACGACGACAUCGACGAGGAGAAGCGACGCAUCGGUCUGUCCGAGAUCACACCGGUCCCCUCCACCGUCGUAUCCGGUUCUUCCAAACGGGAUGCGGGCAACGAGAAGGCGAUAGAUGACCAGACCAACGCCUCGUCCACGCGCGAGGAGGACGCUGCGCUCGAGGGGGAGAAGAAGAGACACCGGUUUCGCCGCCGGCCCACGGGCGUAACCCCGCUCGACAAGCACGGCCAGAAGCGGUACGACGAGAACCUGCUCAAGGCACUCCUCAACACCUUCUUCUGGCGCUGGUGGGCCGGUGGCCUCCUUAAACUCUGCGGUGAUACGCUGAACACGACCACGCCUCUGCUCAACAAACGCCUCCUCUCCUGGCUCUCGGUCUCGUUCGCGUACGCCAAGCUGUCCGAUGCCGAGCGUGCCGAGGCAGGGUUGUCCAAGCCUCAAGGAAUCGGGUACGGCAUCGGCCUCGCCUUCGCGCUGUUCGCGAUGCAGGAAGUGUCCAGUCUUAUGACCAACCAUUACCAACUGACGACGAUGACCACCGGUCUGUCGGUGCGAACUGGGGUCAUCGGCACCAUCUUCCGCAAAUCGCUCCGCCUGUCAGGCCGUGCCAGGCUCGACCAUUCCGUAGGCCAGAUCACGACGAUGAUCUCCACCGACGCGACCCGGCUCGACCGCGUCUCCGCCUUCGCGCACAACCUCUGGGUCGGGCCCAUCCAGAUCAUCAUCGGCGUCGCGCUCCUCAUCAACAACCUAGGAUACUCGGCCCUCGUCGGCCUCGGCGUCCUCCUCCUCGGCUUCCCCCUCCAAUUCCUGCUCGUCCGCGUCAUGUUCCAGAUGCGCCGGAAGGGAGUGCAGAUCACGGAUAACCGUGUCCGACUUACAGGCGAGGUCUUGCAAGGCAUCCGCCUCGUGAAGCAGUACGCUUGGGAAGCGUUCUACGCGCGCCAGAUCGGUCAUCUACGCGAGCGCGAGGUGGAGACGAUCCGCCGCGUCGCGAUGGCGCGCUCUCUGCUCAUCGCGCUCGUCACCUUCAUCCCCGUAGCCGCCGCCGUCCUCUCCUUCAUCACCUACGCGCUCUCCGGACACGAGCUCAACGUCGCGAUCAUCUUCUCCUCGCUGCAGUUCUUCAACAUCAUCCGCCAGCCGCUCACCUUCUUCCCCCUCGUCCUCUCCGCCGCGUCCGACGCCGUCGUCGCCCUCGGCCGCAUCUCCAAGUUCCUCACCUCGGAGGAGAUCGCGGAGCCGUACGCGGUCGACGACAGCCCGGACAACAAGGACGCGGUCCGCGUCGACGGCAGCUUCCGCUGGGAGACGGCGGGCAAGCCCGUCAACGCGAAGUUUAGCGGGAUGAGGGGCAGGGGCCGGGGCCGGGGAGGGGCGAAGGGCGAGAGCAGGGGCGAGGCGAAGAAGAGGAAGGAGAAGGAGAAAGCCGCGAAGGAGGGGGAGGGGAGCGUGAGCACGGAGAAGGCGAAGCGGCUGGGAUGGUUCAGGCGAGGCAAGGGUAAGAAGGAGGCCGUGCUGCCGACGAGCGCGAAGGACGUCGUUGAGAAGGAGGACAAGGGCAAGAAGCCGGAGGAGAAACCGUUCGAGCUCAACGACGUCAAGCUGAAGGUAUCCAAGGGCGCGUUCGUGGCCGUGGUCGGUCGUGUGGGAUCUGGCAAGAGCUCACUCUUGCAAGCGAUGAUCGGCGAGAUGCGCCGGACGAGCGGAAGCGUGGUAUUCGGCGGCUCGGUCGCCUACGUGCCCCAGACGGCGUGGAUCAUGAACGCCACGCUUCGCGACAACAUCACGUUCGGCCUACCCUUCGACGAGCAGAAGUUCCGGGCGAUCAUCAAGGCGUGUAGCUUGGAGCACGACCUCGAAAUGUUGCCCAAUGGCGAGGAGACGGAGAUCGGCGAGAAGGGCAUCAACCUGUCCGGUGGCCAAAAGGCGCGAGUGUCGCUCGCGCGCGCGGCUUAUUACAACGCGGACAUCGUGCUACUCGAUGAUUCGCUCAGCGCGGUCGACGCAUAUGUCGGCAAAGCGAUCCUCGAGAACUGUCUCAUCAGUGGGCCGCUCGCGGACAAGACGAGGGUGCUCGUCACGCACGCUCUUCAUGUGCUGGACAAGACGGACUACAUCUACGUUAUGGAGAACGGCAUCAUCGCCGAGCAAGGCACCUUCAAGGAGCUCAUGAACGACAGCGUUCUUUUCUCGCGCAUCAUGGACGAGUACGGCAGCCAAGAGAAGGAGGCCGACGCGGACACGGCAGCGGCUGAGAAAACCAUCAAGAAACCCAAGGAAGCGGCCGGCGCGGACAAUCUGGAGGAGAAGAAGAAGGGCCAGGCCGGGUUGAUGACGGCGGAGGAGCGCAACAAAGGCGCCGUCACGGGAGAGACGUACCGCAAGUACCUCAGGUUCGCGGGCUCCGUCAUGUGGGCGCCGUACAUUGCUAUUUUGCUGGCGUUGGUCCAGGGUGCCGCAGUCGGAAACAAUCUGUUCCUUGGCUUCUGGACGGGCGAAACUAUACGUGGCUUCAGCCAGGGACAGUAUAUGGCGGUGUAUGCUGGUCUUGGUAUAGCACAAGCGCUGUUCCAGUUUAUGGUCAGCUUCUCGUUCAGUGUGAUGACGCUUUCUGCUGGCCUUCGUCUGUUCAAAGCUGCGUUGAAUGGUGUCUUGCGAUCGCCGACGUCGUUCUUCGACACCACUCCAAUGGGCAGGAUCAUAUCUCGCUUAUCGAAGGAUCAGGAUACCUUGGAUACCGAAUUGUCGAUGACCGCCUUCCAGCUUUUAUCGACCUUUACAUCGGUAUUGGGAACGGUCGCCCUGGUUUUCUAUACCUUCCCCUUGCUAGGCAUUAUAUUCGCUCCUUUAGGAGUCCUGUAUUACGCUGCUGCGACCUACUAUCGGCGUAGCUCCGUCGAGACGAAGCGACUGGACAGUCUCAUGCGCUCUGCCCUUUAUGCGUCAUACAGCGAGACUUUGACCGGUCUUUCUACCGUCAGAGCGUAUCGCGAACAAGACCGGUUCACCCUCAACGCUCAGCACGGACUAGAUCUUGAAAAUCGAGCAUACUACAUGACGAUCGCCAUACAACGUUGGCUCGGAGUUCGCCUCGAUUUCUUCGGAAACAUUUUGAUUCUGGGGAUCGCAUUAUUCGCGGCCGGGCUACGCACCAGCACGAACCCAUCCAAGAUUGGUGUCGUCUUAUCGUACUCGCUCAGCAUAACACAGGUCUUCUCUCAAAUGGUAUCGCAAUAUGCGCAGAACGAACAGAACAUGAACGCCGUUGAGCGAGUCCUCGUGUACACCGAAUUACCUUCAGAAGGAGCUCCGCAUACUCCUAACGACCCGCCUCCGCAAUGGCCCGAGAAGGGUGAAAUCAAGUUCCGCAACGUACGACUCGCCUAUAGGAAAGGACUUCCUCUGGUCUUGAAGGAUGUCUCCUUCCAAGUCAAACCUGGAGAGAAGCUCGGAAUUGUCGGCCGGACGGGAGCAGGAAAGUCGUCGCUUCUCCAGGCACUAUUCAGGAUGGUUGAGCUGGAAGGCGGAAAGAUCGAAAUCGAUGGCCACAACAUCGCAAACAUGGGCUUGGACACUUUGCGUGGGCGGCUCGCGCUUGUGCCGCAAGACAGCACGCUUUUCCUUGGAACGCUUCGCGAGAAUCUGGACCCGGAAAAUACGCGAACGGACGCAGAGCUUAUUUCUGCACUACAACGGGCAUGGUUGCUACCCAGAGAAGGCCCAGUCGAUGCCACGACGGAAGCCAAGUUCGGAUUGAACGCAGCUGUUAGCGAUGAAGGGGGUAACUACUCUGCUGGGGAGAAGCAGCUACUAGCUUUGUGCCGGGCACUGGUCAAGAACAGCCGUAUCAUUGUUCUUGACGAGGCGACGAGUAGUGUCGAUGUCGAGACCGACGCGAAGCUGCAACGUACGAUUCAGAGCGAAUUCGCGGGUUCGACGCUUCUAUGCAUCGCCCACAGGCUCAACACGAUUUGCUACUACGAUCGUGUGUUGGUGAUGGAUGGAGGUCAAGUGGCCGAGUACGACACGCCGCUCAACCUGUUUGACAAGGAAGAUUCCAUUUUUCGAUCGCUUUGCAACGAAGCCAAGUUGACUAGAGAGGACAUCGUACGGAUAAGGACCGGUGUCCACAUGGAUCCGAACCCAUAGGAAAACACUGUUUAGACUUAGUGCUGCUCUAUCUUACGAUUCGACACGUUCACAACGCGGACGGAAUUGCUGACUGUGAUAUCGAUACGGCGGAAUAU
This is a messenger RNA of Punctularia strigosozonata HHB-11173 SS5, 4598 nucleotides long. Its product is annotated as multidrug resistance-associated ABC transporter. The record is from RefSeq and is a predicted model, not a curated record. Lineage: Eukaryota; Fungi; Basidiomycota; Agaricomycetes; Corticiales; Punctulariaceae. Gene Ontology annotation, molecular function: ATP binding; ABC-type transporter activity; ATP hydrolysis activity. Bases 1 to 4500 code for a protein of 1499 amino acids. The transcript has 28 exons. Gene Ontology annotation, biological process: transmembrane transport. Gene Ontology annotation, cellular component: membrane.